This is a messenger RNA of Lobosporangium transversale, 2433 nucleotides long. RefSeq lists its product as hypothetical. NCBI's taxonomy places the organism in Eukaryota, Fungi, Mortierellomycota, Mortierellomycetes, Mortierellales, Mortierellaceae. The transcript is spliced from 3 exons. Bases 161 to 2197 code for a protein of 678 amino acids. Gene Ontology annotation, molecular function: long-chain fatty acid-CoA ligase activity. Gene Ontology annotation, cellular component: plasma membrane; lipid droplet; endoplasmic reticulum. The record is from RefSeq and is a predicted model, not a curated record. Gene Ontology annotation, biological process: long-chain fatty acid metabolic process; long-chain fatty-acyl-CoA metabolic process.
CUCUUUUUUUUUUUAUCUCUUCGACUAGAUCCUCUCUCCCAACUCAUCAUCCGUUCACCCCACCUACGACAUUUCUCCUCAUUCGCCUUUGUGAUUUCAUCAUUCGAACUCUUCAUCUAUUUCAUUCAUCCCGUUUAGACAUACCAUACAUAUUUUCAUCAUGACAAAGUGCCUUACCGUUGAAGUCGGCCCUACAGACGUCCAGGGCGAGACCCGUAUCCGCCGCUCAGUCCUCUCAGCCAAGCGUCUCAUGUCCACACCUUCAGACGAAAUUAAGACUCUCUAUGAUGUUCUCAAUUACUCUGUCAAGGUCCGUCCUAACCUCAACGCAAUUGGUUAUCGCAAGGUCGUCAAGAUUGUUGAAGAGGAAAAGGAAGUAACCAAGAUUGUCGGAGGCGAAGAAGUUAAGGAAAAGAAGACCUGGAAGUUCUUCAAGAUGUCAGGCUACCACUGGUUGACGUACAAAGACGCUAAACAGGUUGUCGAUAGCAUUGGCUGUGGUCUCCGUAAAUUCGGUCUUCAACCCAAGGACAGGAUUACCGUUUUCGGUGCUACAAGCGCCAACUGGCUCUUGCUCGCUCAUGGUGCCUUCACCCAGUCCAUUACCAUUGUCACUGCUUACGACACCCUUGGUGAAGAUGGUCUUUUGCACUCAAUGAACGAAGCUGAGAUCACUGUUGCCUACACCAAUGCUGACUUGCUCAACACCAUCAAGAAUGUUGCUGGCAAGUGUCCUACUUUGAAGAAGAUCGUCUACGAUGGUGAUGCAAAGGCAUCUGAUGUCAUUGCUCUCAAGGAGGCACAUCCCCACCUCGAGCUCAUCACCCUCGAGGAGUUGAAGCAGCUUGGUGUUGAUAACCCUGUUGAGCCCACUCCUCCCGCUGCAAAGGAUUACUGCUGUAUCAUGUACACCUCUGGAUCAACUGGCAACCCUAAGGGAGUGCUACUGACCCACGGAAACUUGGUUGCUGCUAUUGGUGGAGUCAACAAGAUGCUGACUAAAUAUAUUCAUGAAGGAGAUGUCCUGCUCGCAUAUCUGCCUCUUGCUCACGUUCUCGAGUUUUUGGUCGAGAAUGUUUGCUUGUUCUGGGGUGUCACUCUUGGAUACGGUACUGUACGUACUCUGACUGAUGCCUCAGUCCGCGAGUGCCAAGGUGAUAUUAAGGAGCUUCGUCCCACCCUUAUGACUGGUGUCCCUGCUGUUUGGGAAACCAUCCGUAAGGGAAUCUUGGCCCAGGUUAACCAGGGAUCGCCCCUUGUCCAGAAGGUCUUCCAUGCUGCCUUGAAUGCCAAGGCUUGGUGCCAGGAUCGCAAAUUGAAUGCAUUGACUGGAAUCUUUGAUGCUGUUGUCUUCAACAAGGUCAAGCAACAGACCGGAGGACGUCUUCGCUUUGCUCUUUCUGGAGGUGCUCCCAUCUCUCAGGAAACUCAGCGCUUCUUGACCGCUGCCCUGGUGCCUAUUCUUCAAGGAUACGGCAUGACGGAGUCUUGUGGAAUGUGCGCUAUCUUGACCCCCGAUGUUUUCAACUACGGCCGUGUUGGUUCCCCUGUACCCUGCACAGAAGUUAAACUUGUGGAUGUGCCCGAUGCUGGAUAUUUCUCGACGGACAAGCCUAAUGCCCGUGGUGAGGUUUGGAUUCGUGGACCUUCCAUCACUGCUGGAUACUUCAAGAACCCAGAGGAAACUUCCGCAACAUUGACUGCUGACCGCUGGCUCAAGACAGGUGAUAUUGCAGAGUGGCACCCCGAUGGCACCAUUUCGAUCAUUGAUCGUAAGAAGAAUUUGGUCAAACUGUCGCACGGAGAGUACAUUGCUCUUGAGAAGCUCGAAUCUGUCUACAAGAGCACAGCCUACUGCAAUAACAUUUGCGUCUAUGCUGACUCUAUGCAGUCAAAGCCUGUUGCCAUUGUUGUUGCUAGUGAACCCCGCAUUCUAGAAUUAGCCAAAUCGAAGGGUAUUCAGACUAAGGAUUUUGCCGCUCUCUGCCAAGACAAAGUCAUCGUUAAGGCUGUUCUCGAUGCCUGCCUCGCCACCGCCAAGCGUGCUGGCCUUAAGCCUGCUGAGUUAUUGCAGGGUGUGUACUUGGAACACGAGGAAUGGACUGCUCAAAGUGGUUUGUUGACUGCUGCUCAAAAGUUGAAGCGCAAGGAGAUUAACCAGGCAUAUGUCAGUCAGAUUAAGGCCCUCUAUGCCUAAAUCCAACGAACUAAACCACACCUGUAUUAUGGAUGACACAAACACACAAACGAAAAACAUCAUUGCUCGACAUUAUCGCUGUUUAUUUUCAUUAAUCCUCUAUACCCAUCUUCCCUACAUGACGAAUACUAUAUGCAUUUUGUUUUUUUUUUCUUUUAUCUCCGUAGGAUGAUGUCGCUUCUAUUGAAAAAUAAAAAAUAAAAAAUAUGAAGAAAAUAAAGUUGAAUAUGUAUAUA